UCAAUGGGAGGGCAGAGCUGGGACUGUGACAAAAGUCAAAUAUAUCCGAGUGACAGCGGCGUUAUAGAAAAUGAGAGGAAAAUCUGUCUUAUUGCCAUGCUGCUGGAGUGCCUCUUUAAAACAGGCGAAAUACUAAACAAGUGAUUAUUAAAUUAUUGAUGAAACCUCUCCAGUCCAAGUCUCCUAUAGUCAUGCAAAUUGAUUAAUGAGGAACACCGAUGAAAAAGUUUGAAGAAGGAAGACGGAGAGGUGAUGGAGGAACCACCACGAAAUUAGACAUUAUAUAUGAGGGGACCAAGAACAUGGUUUUCACACUUUAUGGAAUGUAAAUAACUUAUUUCUAUCAUGCAGAAGAAAUGGAUACGUCGGAGGUUGACCGUUUUGAUUCUCACCAUCUUCAUCAUUCUCUACGUGGACUUUCAAUUACGCACCAGCAGCCCUCCAAAGCUCAGCGUGGCUCACCAUCCGUCACCAUUUGUGCAUCAGCCCCCCAUCCAUCGGGCUCUAUCCCCGGCCACGGACGCACAGACCCCGUCUAGCAGCAGCACCGGGAACGGAGGACACCCAGCCUCCGGAGUUGCACAUGUCACCCAGCCGAAACUGAAGCUGGAGGACAUCUUCGUCGCCGUGAAGACCACCGGGAGGUUCCACAAGACGCGUCUUGCGCUCCUGCUGGAGACGUGGAUCUCCAGAACCAAGGCGCAUACUUUCAUUUUCACAGACACGGAGGAUGUGGACUUGCAUUCAAAAGGUUAUAACAUGGUGGUAACAGGCUGCCAGUCAGAUCACAGCCAGCAGGCUCUGUCCUGCAAGAUGUCCGCUGAGUCACGACGGCUUCAUGGCCUCAGACAAGAGGCCCUCCUCUCCCUGCUCUCAGCCUUUCCCCAGGACGGCGACAUCUACGUGGGCAAACCGAGUCUGGACAAGCCCAUCACUGCUCAUGAACUGCUGAAGGGCAAUGCAACGGCACCGCACCACAGUGUUGAUUCAGUGUAA
Molecule: messenger RNA, 996 nt
Organism: Perca flavescens (yellow perch)
Lineage: Eukaryota; Metazoa; Chordata; Actinopteri; Perciformes; Percidae
Product: beta-1,3-N-acetylglucosaminyltransferase manic fringe-like
Exons: 4
Coding region: 346-996 (216 amino acids)
Cellular component (GO): membrane
Molecular function (GO): glycosyltransferase activity
Source: RefSeq, a predicted model, not a curated record